Molecule: messenger RNA, 948 nt
Organism: Mesorhabditis belari
Lineage: Eukaryota; Metazoa; Nematoda; Chromadorea; Rhabditida; Rhabditidae
Source: the annotation of a GenBank genome assembly
AUGGCCCAAACGAUUGCCCUCUCCAAUGGGCAUCUCAUGCCGAUUUUCGGUCUCGGAACAUGGCAAGCGAAACAGGCGCAACCCGACCAAGUUCGUCUAGCCUGUGUCGAGGCGAUCAAGGCUGGCUAUCGGUUGAUCGACACGGCUGCUGCCUACCAGAAUGAGAAUGAAGUUGGACAGGCUGUUAAGGAAUGCAUCGCUGCUGGGAUCAUCAAGCGAUCGGAUAUCUUCAUCACGACUAAGUGUUUCAUCACCACUCUCCACCCGGACAAAGUCGAGCCAGCUUUGAGGGGCUCAUUGGAGCGGUUGGGAAUGGACUUUGUGGAUCUCUAUCUUGCACACAUGCCCGUUGCUUUCAAUCCCGAUUUCACUCAAGACCCCAGUGUCUCCGUGGAGAUGACCUGGAAGGCCCUGGAAUCCGUGUACAAAAAGGGUUUGACCCGAGCCAUCGGUGUCUCCAAUUACAGCAUUGAUCAGAUUGAGAGAGUGAUGAAAAUUGCUGAAGUGCCCAUUCAUAAUCAACAGGUUGAACUCCACCUCUACUUUCCCCAGUUUGAGAUGGCCAGCGCUUGUCUGAAACACAAUAUCUCGUUGACAUCCUAUUCGACGCUUGGAAAUCCGAGUCGAAUGGAGUACAAAACACCCGAUGGAAGGCCCAAUCCCUUCUUCGAAGCCCCAGCCGAUCUCGAUGAUGCCUAUGUGAAAGAGUUGGCUAAAAAGUACAACAAAUCGCCAGCUCAGAUCCUUCUCCGUUACUGCAUUGAGAGAAACAUCGCUGUCAUUCCGAAAUCGGUGACUCCCAGCCGAGUCCGAGAGAAUUUCCAAGUUUUCGACUUCAAAUUGACAGCUGAUGAAAUGGGAAAACUGCGUAAACCAGCUCACACCAUUCGACUCUACCCUCAAGAUUUCAUGAAAGGUCAUCCAGAGGAUUUUCUGAAGCACGAGCGC